Molecule: messenger RNA, 1410 nt
Organism: Metarhizium robertsii ARSEF 23
Lineage: Eukaryota; Fungi; Ascomycota; Sordariomycetes; Hypocreales; Clavicipitaceae
Product: MFS transporter, SP family, general alpha glucoside:H+ symporter
Exons: 5
Coding region: 1-1410 (469 amino acids)
Biological process (GO): transmembrane transport; carbohydrate transport
Cellular component (GO): membrane
Molecular function (GO): carbohydrate:proton symporter activity
Source: RefSeq, a predicted model, not a curated record
AUGGACACAGUCGAGUCGAAGGAGGUAGCGACUUCUCAUGUCGAUGAUGCGUAUGUUGCUAAACAGUCCAUGGUGAUGGAUGGAAAUGGCCGCUGGUGGAACUGGCGCGUUAUUGCGAAUCGUGAGUCCACCCGUCCCUCCGUCCCUCCGUCCACCCAGUCCGGUUUUGAUCAUCCGUCGUUGACUUGCUUCGUGCUUCAAGUCGUUAUUGUCGGUUUAGCCAUGGGGCUAUUCGGCUACGACAAUGCCUUCGCCUCGCCUCUCGUCUCGCUGCCUUUAUUUGUGGAGAGAUAUCAAGGCCCUGGAUUCCAGGGCGCUCUCGUGUUUUCGGUGAGACCUCGCAGGUCAAAGACAGGAAAUGGGAACUUGAUGCUGACGGACGUGGGCGUCAGCAUCCUCACGAACGUCUGUCCCGUUUACCUAUCUGAACUGAUCCCCGCCAACUUCCGCGCCAGAGCUGUCGGAUUCACUGUUGCCGGUAGCGGCGUGCUCUCCGUCGUCGCCACAGUCGUCGUAUGGGCCACGGAAAAACGUAGAGAUCAGUGGCAGUACAAGAUCCCGCUCCUCGUCCAAGCUGUCUUCCCUGCCACGCUCGCCCUGCUAUCUCUUUUGCUGACAGAGUCUCCUGUCUGGCUGCUCGCCAAGGGGAGACAUGAUGAUGCCCGAAGGAACCUGCUCCUGCUCCGCGGAGGCAACGCUGCUCUUGUUGAGAAAGAACUUGCCCUGGCGGCUGCUGCUUUAAAGUCGCAUUCCGAGCAGGUCAAUGUGAAUGUCUGGGAGAUUCUGAAACCAGCGAACCUCGAGAGGACAAUUUCUGCGUCUGCGCCGUUGUGCCUGAGUCAGGUCGGCGGCCAGAUUCUAGUUUUGACGUAUUCGACGGUUAUUCUGGUACAGAGCGGCGUAGCUGAUCCAUUCAAGAUCACAAUCAUCAUCUUUUUGCUGCAGUUUCUGGGAACGCUCAUUGGACCAUUUCUACUCGACAAGAUUGGGCGGCGGCCGGUUGCCUUGGCGGGCUUUGUGGUUUUAUUUGCGAUUGACGUUGUGUGUGGUGCGCUGGCCUGCGCUGGGCUGGCAACUCAGUCUCAGAGGAUCGGGUUGGCCGCGCUGUGUAUUGUCUUCAGCUUCAUCAACGCCACUUGUUUUCAGUCGAUCGCGUACGUCUUACCAACGGAGGUUCCGACAUCACGACUUCGUGAGUCAACCAUGGCUUGGACCACGUUUUGGAGCUACACUACGGCUAUUAUUACCACAUUUGCUGUUCCUCAAAUCACCAACGCAGAUGCGCCUGAAACAUCAAACCGGACUCUUGCGGAGAUCGACGAGUUGUAUGCUGAAAGAAUUGCGAAGCGACACUGGAAAGGGUACAAAUCUACUGCAAACGAGAUUGAUAAUGACAAUGCGGACCGCUAG